Molecule: messenger RNA, 900 nt
Organism: Trichoderma aggressivum f. europaeum
Lineage: Eukaryota; Fungi; Ascomycota; Sordariomycetes; Hypocreales; Hypocreaceae
Exons: 1
Coding region: 1-900 (299 amino acids)
Molecular function (GO): haloalkane dehalogenase activity
Source: RefSeq, a predicted model, not a curated record
AUGGCGUAUGACUCUUCGCAACUUAUUUCUGCCGAGUUUCCUUUUGAGAAACGGAAGCUAGAGAUCCUAGGCAGUCAAAUUGCCUAUGUUGACGUCGGCGCUUCUGAGGGAUCUGCCACUGUCUUUUUGCAUGGCAAUCCUACAUCGUCCUAUGUUUGGCGGAACAUCAUUCCACAUGUCUGUGACAAGAGUCGCUGCAUUGCACCGGACUUGAUAGGCUUUGGCGACUCAGAUAAGGUCGCUGGGCUUGAAUACAGAAUUGCGGACCACCAGCGAUACUUGGAUGCCUUUUUAGAUGUUGUUUUACCUACCGAAAAAGUCACCCUUGUUGUCCACGACUGGGGUUCAGCACUUGGCUUUGACUGGGCACGCCGCCAUGAAGAUCGAAUUACCGGGAUCGCGUUCUUUGAGUUCGUUCUCCCUGCACCGAGCUGGGACGUGUUUCCGCCAGCUGUCGCGGAAAACUUCGUACCGUUUCGUGAUCCGAAACUUGGGCGGGAAUUGCUUAUCAACCAAAACGUUUUCAUUGAAAGAGUUUUGCCUCUCAAUGUUUUGCGCAAGCUAUCUGAGGAAGAGAUGAAGCAGUACCGCUGCCCAUUCCUUCAAUUGGAGUCACGCGAGCCACUAUGGCGGUUUCCUAAUGAGAUUCCGAUCGAGGGACAUCCUGCUGACGUGUGGGAUAAGGUCACUAGGUAUAUAGAUUGGCUAUCCCAUACUGAUAUUCAGAAGCUCUUCUUUUGGGCCGAGCCGGCGGUCGUCAUUACGAAAGAUACGGUGGAGAAUUUUGUCAAAAAGCUACAAAACAUAAAAAUUGUGCAUCUUGGACCUGGUCUCCAUUAUUUCCAGGAGGAUUAUCCGCAUACCAUGGGUCGUGAGAUUGCGCAAUGGCUAUCACAAUAG